Molecule: messenger RNA, 5303 nt
Organism: Strongylocentrotus purpuratus (purple sea urchin)
Lineage: Eukaryota; Metazoa; Echinodermata; Echinoidea; Camarodonta; Strongylocentrotidae
Product: NFX1-type zinc finger-containing protein 1
Exons: 5
Coding region: 1-5268 (1755 amino acids)
Biological process (GO): regulatory ncRNA-mediated heterochromatin formation
Cellular component (GO): nuclear RNA-directed RNA polymerase complex
Molecular function (GO): helicase activity
Source: RefSeq, a predicted model, not a curated record
AUGACGAUGCUGGAGCUCAGGAAAAUAGGCUAUAAAACACUAGAACAGCUCCUGUCAAAAGACCCCGACGACGCAGUACAAGAGUUAGGUUCUCUCAAGCAAGGUCUGGGCAAGCUUCUAGAAAUGACGGAUAUACGCUAUGACCUGAUAUCGCUAUUGUUUCAGGUCUAUCACCAUGUCUGCCAGGCGCAGGUGUCCAAUGAAACUAUCAACAUGCUCCUAGAUAUGCUCGGAAGGAACAACUUCAUCAACAGACAUCUCAACGGCCAUCUUAUUGAAAUGAGAAAAGAGAAAAACCAGAACAAACUACGGGUCAUGCCUAGAUGCAUUCAAGAUAUCGCAAUUGUCCUGUCAGAGCUACAGCAACGCCUUCCAAGUAACUUGACAGAUGUUGAAGUUGCUGUGACACUCCUUGAAGAUGCUGUCAAAUACACAAAGAAGAAGAACAUACUUGUGGAUGAGACAAUUCAAGACGAGGUACGCCAACUUGUGAAAUUUCAUGAGACAAUCCAACAGGAAAAGCUAAAGAAGACACGUACGGAUAUCGAACCCGCAACACCUCCUCCAGAUAAUUUCCGUGAGCUCAGUGUGUUUCCAACCUCUAAUGAACUGACAGAUAAUUCCCUGCGUCCUUACCUUCGACCAAACAUUACAAAGGGAAAGUAUGAAAGUGUCGAACAUUAUCUUGACGUUCAAUUUCGUCUUCUCCGAGAAGACUUUGUCCGCCCACUUAGAGAAGGCAUUAAUGAGUAUAAAAUAGCAACAGCUCGACCAGGGAAACGUGACAAACGCUUCCAAGACAUUCGUCUAUACUAUGAUGUAACACUAGACGAACCACUGUACUCACAAAGUGGAGUUACGUUCAGGAUUCACUUCGAUGAGAAAAAACUCAAAGGCGUUCGUUGGCAAUCGUCGAAGCGGCUGAUCUAUGGUUCACUCGUCAUCUUGUCACCUGAUGAUUUCAAGACCCUCGUCUUCGGCACAGUUGCAAACCGAAAGCCUGAGGAUUUGGCUAAAGGCUUCAUUGAAAUCAAGCUCGAGAGGGACGAGGAAAUUGCAGAGAUCUUCACUGAAAAGACAUUCAUCAUGGCAGAAUCUUCAGCAUACUUCGAAGCUUACCGGCAUGUCCUGAGCCGCAUCAAAAAUGUCACUGAGCAGUCAAUGCCCCUAACUGAUUACAUCAUAUCAGCAUCAAAAGAUGUUCGUCCACCUGCCUACAUCCGGAACGAUCGCUCCAUUGAAUAUGACCUAUCAUCCAUCGUCUCUGAUAAAGUUCCAAACGCAAAGCACACAGCAAUGCGUAUGAAGACCGUGAGGAUUCUCGAUGGUCGUGAAUGGACAAGACUAGGGAACACUGGUCUUGACGAAUCCCAGCUUCGAGCCGUGCAAGCAGCACUUACUCAAGAGAUGACGGUCAUACAAGGCCCACCUGGUACUGGAAAAACUUACAUCGGGUUGAAGAUAGUUCACACUCUUCUCGAUAACAAGCGUAUUUGGAAAGAAGCUCAAGUUCUAGAACUGGCCGGACACGCAGGCCGUGCGAACAAACCAAUCCUACUCGUCUGCUAUACAAACCAUGCUUUAGAUCAGUUUCUGGAAGGAGUUGCAGAUUAUAACAGUGAAGGUAUCGUGAGAGUUGGUGGUCGAAGUUCUAGCGAGGCUCUGAAGCGGUUCAACCUCAAUUCACUCAGGAGCUCAAAGCUUCGAGAAGAGACACCUCGACACGUGAGACGUAGAAUCGGAGAGGUUCGUGGCGAAAUCGAAAGUCUCGGGAGAGAAGUCAAAGGCCUUCAGGACAAGAUUAACCAUACGAGGAAGGGACUACUUCACGAAAGAGUACUCACGGAGCACAUGACUAUCGCACAAGAAAUCAGCCUCAACCACGGAAACAUCUUUGAAGUAGAUGGCACUUCACCUGAGGAGCUUGAUGUUCCGGAAGAUAACGGACCACAAAAUGAAGACGAAAAUGACGAAGGAGAAGAAGAGCUUGAUAUCUUAGAGGAGGCGGAUCUCCUUGACGAGAUGAGGCGCCUGGACGUUGACGACCAACGAAAUAGAAUAUUCACAGGCGAUGCGAAUGCCAACUUCGAUGAUGAACUUUUGGUUUUCCGACUGAACGAUCUUGACAACUUGGAAGCGGGAGAGUGGCAACAAGACCGACAGCAUAUCAGAAAUAGGAAGCACAACUUGGAGAGAAAGCUCAGGAGUAAUGAAAGAAUGUCCGACCAAGAGGCAAACACCGUUAUAAACGUUUGGGGUCUUGAAGAAGGAAAGCGAUGGAGGUUAUACCGCUAUUGGGCUCAUUUACAUCGCCAUGAAUCUCUUCGUCAGCUCGUGGAUAUGCAACGGCAAUUCGCAAAAGUUUGUCAGGAGCUACGCGAGGCACGCAGUCAAGAAGAUUUUGAAAUCCUCAAAAAUGCCUCGAUCGUUGGAAUGACAACAACUGGAGCUGCCAAGUUCCAUAUGCUUCUUCAGAGAAUCCAGCCUAGAAUUAUGGUGGUCGAGGAAGCUGCAGAGGUGUUAGAAGCCCAUAUUGUGACUGCAUUGACUGAGUCAUGUCAACAUCUCAUAUUGAUUGGAGAUCACCAACAACUUCGGCCAAGUCCUACGGUCUUCAAAUUAGCUACGCAGUAUAACCUGGACAUAUCUCUGUUUGAACGUAUGAUCAACAAUGGCGUACCUCAUCAGCGCUUGAUCCUACAGCAUAGGAUGAGGCCUGAAAUUUCCCGACUAAUGAGGAUGGAAAGAUUGUACCCAUAUCUCCAAGAUGACGUCUCUGUGAAGAAGUUCGACGAUAUCCACGGGGUUACAAAGAACAUCUUCUUCCUUCAUCAUGAAAUGGAAGAAGAUUCUGUGGAUGAAAUGAAGAGUCACUCCAACAUUCACGAGGCAAAGUUCUUGGUAGGACUUUGCAGGUACUUCUUGCAGCAGGGCUACUUUCCAGAGCAGAUCACGAUCUUGACUACCUAUUCCGGUCAACUCUUUGCCUUUAAGAGCUUGAUGAAAAAGAGUGACUUUGAAGGUGUCAGAGUUGCUACAGUUGACAACUUCCAGGGAGAGGAAAACGACAUAAUUCUACUCUCUCUCGUUCGCAGCAACAAGCAGGGAAGUGCUGGCUUCUUGAAGAUCGACAACAGAAUCUGCGUAGCGCUCUCGAGAGCAAGAAAGGGUCUCUACUGCAUCGGAAAUUUCAAACUCCUCGCACAACAAAACCCAAGUGGGCCAAGCUUGUGGAGGGAAAUCGUGAAGGACGCUGAAAUCUAUCGCACCAUCGGAAAAUCCCUUAAGCUCCAGUGCAGAAAUCACACUGGGACACAAAAUGAGGUUUCAAGUGAAGCGGAUUUUUCAAAAGUCCCAGAAGGCGGUUGUUCCGUACCAUGUGAGGCACGUCUUACCUGUGGUCAUGUUUGCCGAAUGCCAUGCCACCCCACCGACAUGAAACAUGAAAACUACAAGUGCCGUCAAAAGUGUACUCAGACAAUUUGCCCCUUAGGUCAUCGAUGCAUGAAGCAGUGCUACCAGCCUUGUGACACGCAGUGCAAAAAACCUGUUGAUAAGACACUGCCUUGUGGUCACGUCCAGAAGGUGCCUUGCUACAAAAGCAGCUCAGAAGUAAUCUGCGAAUCUCCAUGCCGCAGGAGACUGGAUUGCGGGCAUCAAUGCAAGGAGCUGUGUGGAAAGGGCUGUACAGUGGUCUGCCAGGAAAUGAUUCGUCAUUCUGACUGGCCUUGUGGCCAUAAUGUCCUCGCCAAAUGCUCUGCUGGUCCUGAGUCCUGUUCGCAACCAUGUGAUAAGAUUCUGAGUUGUGAACAUCCAUGCAAGGGUUCAUGCGGCAAGUGCCACCAAGGACGUCUGCAUGCAUUCUGCAGAGAAAAAUGCGAUCGUACACUCGUUUGCGGUCACCCGUGCCGGUCGACAUGUGCUGCGGAUUGUCCAGCAUGUUCGAGGAAGUGCGAAAACAGAUGUCAACAUAGCAAAUGCAAGAAAAAAUGUGGAGAACCUUGUGUUCCGUGUGCAGAGAGAUGCAUCUGGCGAUGUCAACAUUUUCGCUGUGGGGCACAAUGUGGAAAACCAUGCGACAGACGUGCGUGUAAUGACCCUUGUGCGGUCCUGCUGAAGUGUGGCCACCCUUGCAUCGGACUCUGUGGCGAACCAUGCCCCAAGAAGUGCAGAAUCUGUGAUAAGGAUGAAGUAACUAGGAUUCUCUUUGGCGACGAAGAGGACAAUGAUGCUCGAUUUGUGGAGUUAGAGGACUGUAAGCACGUGAUUGAAGCGAAUGCCCUGGACCAAUGGAUGAAGACGGAUAGUGGAAGCAAGGACACGUCAGAGGCGACCUCCAUUAAGCUGAAAGAGUGUCCAUGGUGCAAAACACCGAUCAGACGCAAUCUGCGAUACGGAAACAUCAUCAAACAAGCACUGGAUGAUAUAAAUGCUGUUAAAAGAAGAAUCUUCGGCAACGAAAGGACAAUCCAAAAUCUCCGUCAGAACCUACAAGAAAGAAUUCAUCGAGAAGUGGUGUGUGCCAUAGCAAGGGAUCAGCAACUGUUCCUAUUAUUCGAAACCAUAGUCAGUUCGACGCUUGCGUUGAGCCAUGGACAAAUCACCGCUUUGGAAAACAGAGUCCGCUUUCUGGAGGAAAUGAUAGACCUGGCUAAAGAAUUGCAGUCGCUGCGAUCUCCAUCCCUAAAUCAGCAGUACGUUAAGCAGAUGAAGAGUGAGAUAGUUGUCCUGCAGACUUGGUUGUGUAAGGAGCCUAUAAACAGGAUGUCCCAACAGCAGACCGGUGACGCCAACAGAGAAGCGAAGAGGUUCCACUUAGCCUUGAAUCUUUUCAAGAUCCUGGUCAAGAAACCAGCUGCUCGUGACAAAGCCAGCGAAGAGGUCAAGGCCGCCGAGCUUCAACUCUUUGACGGAAAGGCUAUGACUGCCCAACGAGCAAAUGAAGUCAACGAUCUACUCAAGAAGAUCGAUUACAAGUCCGGUGGGUUGGGAAUUAGCGAGAAAGAGAGGAAGGAAAUAGUCGCCGCCAUAGGUCUGACCACAGGUCAUUGGUUAAAAUGCCCCAGAGGGCAUGUCUACGCCAUCGGGGAAUGUGGUGGUGCCAUGGAGACGGGCAAGUGCCCUGAAUGUGGUCAAGUAAUUGGGGGCACCCAACACCGACUGACAGAGGGCAAUAGAGUUGCUUCAGAGAUGGACGGGGCGCGAUAUGCAGCAUGGUCGGAAGAAGCUAAUAACAUGGCGAAUUUCGACCUGAAUGAUUUGCAUUAGAAUUGAAAUUUGAUAGCAUUUGGUAAGCAUACAGG